AUGACACCACCAAUCCCCACCUUCCCACCCUCCUCUCUCCCCUACGAAGCCCGCUUCGCCGCCAAUGCCAGCUAUCGAAAAGACUUCGACGGAAACCUUGAAAACUGUGAAUUAAUCAAGUUCUACCAGUAUAGCUGUGAUCUCGAGAAGGAUAAAGAUGGGAAGUUUGGGAAGAAAAUUGCUUGUCAGCCUGUUAAGCGGCUUUUUCGACGGUAAGUUUUCUUCGAUUUCUUUUCAGAAGCGCUUUAGUUUAGUCGUGAAUGUAGAUGAAAAUGUGGAUGUGUAUUGGAUUGAGGGAGGGACGGAUGUUUAUAUUGACGGGAAAUAGAUGUAAAGAUCGAAAGGGAAUUUUUAUGGUGGAGACAACUGUGUGGGAGGGAGAAGGUAGUGCAAAGUGAUGGUUGAAUUUGGGGAUGGAUGAUGGAUGGAUGUGGUUAGCGUCAAUCAAUGGGUGGUGGGAAGAUAGUGCUUUAUGAAAGGGACUGCAGAUAGGAGCAUGAUGAAAGAGAAAAUCAAUCAUAGAAUUGAUUGUGGUUUAUACACUAAGUAUCCGUAAUAUU
Molecule: messenger RNA, 560 nt
Organism: Sclerotinia trifoliorum
Lineage: Eukaryota; Fungi; Ascomycota; Leotiomycetes; Helotiales; Sclerotiniaceae
Source: the annotation of a GenBank genome assembly